GCGACAAGUCAAAUCGAAUGAGCUCUCCGCACUGAGGCAGACGGACGUGUUAGUGUUUUGCUGAGGAGUCGUUGGAGUUUGACACUACAAAGGAGGACAAGAGAAAAUCUGCAUUCAUUAACCUGGCUGAGGCUUUACCAUGGACGUCGUCACAGUUUCAACAAGAAACUACUCCAAAAACAAGGGAAACAAGGAAAAUGCUCAGCCGACACUUGGAAGAAAGACUAGUGUUAAAAGAGAGAAAAAUUCUGCUCCUCCCUUCCAACUGAAAAGUAACAAAAAAGAGGAGACCCUGGCCAAAAGUGGGCCGCUCAAAGCCAAAGAAAAACAAACAGACACUAGGUCAACUUCUGGCGAGGCUCUGAAAAAGACUGUGCAGAGAAAUGUGAGAGGAGCUACAGUUACUGAGGUCAAACAACGUCAAACACACAGCCAGGCCUUCCUCUCUGAACAGGCUGUGAGACACAAAAAGAUGGUCGCAGAAGCUCCAAAGCCUCCAGCUGCAGUGACAUCAUCAAAACCUGCUCCUGGCACGUACAAAGGAAGGAUUGUCCAGUCGAAAAUCGGAUCCAUUUGGAGGUCAAGUGUUGCUGUGGGCGCGGUGGAUCCCAAGCCGUCAGCACCAAAAACAGAGAUCCAAAGGGUUGGAAAUGUAACUAAAAUAAGGUCCAAGUCUGCUGUGGACGCCCUGGGGAAUGGCACACAAAAGCCUGUACCUCUAAGGUCAGUGUCAGAGAAACCUGCUCUGGUGUCCAAGCGCCCCGUCACCAGCCGUCCUCCUGCUGGAUUCCGCUCUGCUCGCCCUCCUGUCAGAACCAUCCCAGCAACUCUGACCAGUACCAGCACCAGAAACACUAAAGUGGCUCCCAUCAAGGCGAGUGGGGGUCUGAACUCAAAGCUGAAGGUUUCAGUGACGGACAGGAAGCUCAACAAACCUCCUGUCUCGAGCACCAUCAGUCAGUACAGAUUAAACGUGGAGAGUGCUGAGGAGAGAAGAGCUAAACUUGCAACUUGGCAGGCUUCCAAGGGCAAGACGUUCAAAAGACCAGCCAUGACAGCAGCAGUACAACCGAAAACCAAAGUCUCUGCUAAACCGGACUGUGUGUGUGGGCCUAAACCUCAGUGUCAGUCUCUUGUUAAGACUCGGCCAGCUCAAGCAAGCAGCAUUGAUCCUGAGCCCGGUCUGGAAGCACAGAAUACUUGGAGAGCAGAGGUGGCAUCACACAGCCAGACUCCAGCGGUCAUGAACACGACGCUGGACUUGCUUGAAAACUCUGAUGAUGUGUUUUAUGGCCAGCAGGACGGAGUGGAUGAUAUUGUUGUGAACCUGUGCGACGCUUUGGAGGCCUUGGCCACACCCUCAGGAUGCAGUGAUGAAGUUUCACAGAUGACAGAUGUGUGCAGAGAGGUCGAAGUUGAAAACGGAAAUGAAGACAAAGAUUGUGAAGGAGAGGAGGAGCUGAAGGAUGAAGGACCUGAGAAUGUUAGCGAGCAGCUGAAGGAUGAAGUGGAAGUGGAUGAUGUGGAGGAAGUAGAAAGUGAUGAAGGUGUGAUGGAGACGACGCCGCACAAGGAAGACGCAUCAGUAGUUAAGUACAGUGUGAAGACCACACCUUACCUGCAGAGUGUGAAGAAAACAAUUGAAGGGGGGGAGGUCAGCAUGAGCACAUCCAAGAGGAAGAGUUACAUCAAAGAUCUGAAGUUUCUGACCCCGGUACGUCGUUCCUGCCGCAUCGAGCGUAAAUCGUCUCACCUGCCCACCAUGCUGCUGGAUCACGACCCCUGCGUGUCGUCUCUGGCUGGGCUGGCGCAGCUGGACGACGAUCCAAACGCCUACAUCUUCAGAAAGAACCCUGCACUGUUAGAAGAGCUGCCCGACCAGCCCAGAAUGUGAGGAGCCGUUUAAUGUGCUGUUCUAAAAGAAUCUUUUAUAAAUGUACAGGACUGACGCUAAUGGACACUUUAUACUGUGGUGUUUUAAUGUGAUUUUACUUAUUGUCAUUAACAGCGAUUUAAGAGAUUAUUUUCUGGUCUGAAUGUAUAAUAAAGACACUGUUUAUCUUAAUAUAACAUUGACAUGUGUUGCCUCAACACUACAAUAAAAGAAAAUUGUGUCGUUUUAAA
Labrus bergylta (ballan wrasse) is the source of this 2124-nucleotide messenger RNA. Its product is annotated as cytoskeleton-associated protein 2. Gene Ontology annotation, cellular component: microtubule cytoskeleton. NCBI's taxonomy places the organism in Eukaryota, Metazoa, Chordata, Actinopteri, Labriformes, Labridae. Gene Ontology annotation, biological process: negative regulation of microtubule depolymerization. The record is from RefSeq and is a predicted model, not a curated record.